GCCGGCCAAGGCCCCCGGUCCUCGGCCGCAGCGCUCGGCUCGGCUCGGCUCGGCUCGCGGCGGCCCAAGAUGUCGACGAAGAAUUUCCGCGUGAGCGACGGGGACUGGAUCUGCCCGGACAAGAAGUGUGGAAAUGUCAAUUUUGCCAGAAGAACCAGUUGUAACAGAUGUGGUAGAGAAAAAACAACUGAAGCCAAAAUGAUGAAAGCUGGAGGGACUGAAAUAGGAAAGACACUUGCUGAAAAGAGUCGUGGCCUCUUCAGUGCUAAUGACUGGCAGUGUAAAACAUGUGGUAAUGUGAACUGGGCCAGAAGAUCAGAAUGCAAUAUGUGUAACACUCCUAAGUAUGCUAAACUGGAGGAAAGGACAGGAUAUGGAGGAGGAUUUAAUGAACGAGAGAAUGUUGAAUAUAUAGAACGUGAAGAAUCAGAUGGAGAGUAUGAUGAGUUUGGUCGCAAAAAGAAAAAGUAUAGAGGGAAGCCGGUUGGUCCUGCAUCUAUUCUGAAAGAAGUAGAAGAUAAAGAAUCUGAAGGGGAAGAUGAGGAGGAUGAGGAUGAAGAUCUUUCCAAAUACAAAUUGGAUGAGGAUGAGGAUGAAGAUGAUGCUGACCUUUCAAAAUAUAAUCUUGAUGCUAGUGAGGAAGAGGACACUAAUAAGAAAAAGAAAUCCAAUAGGCGCAGUCGUUCUAAGUCUCGAUCUUCCCACUCACGAUCUUCAUCACGCUCAUCCUCCCAUUCAAGCUCAAGGUCUAGGUCCAGGUCCCAUUCAAGAAGUUCUUCCAGUUCCAGAUCAAGAUCUCGCUCCAGCUCCAGAGAACAUUCUAGAUCUCGUGGGUCGAAAUCAAGAUCCAGCUCCAGGUCCUACAGGGGGUCUUCAACCCCAAGAAAAAGAUCUUACUCAAGCUCUCGUUCAUCAUCUUCCCCUGAGAGAAGCAAGAAGCGAAGUCGUUCUAGAUCUUCUUCAUCUGGUGAUCGCAAAAAAAGACGAUCGAGAUCACGGUCACCCGAAAGACGCCGCAGAUCGUCAUCUGGAUCUUCCCAUUCUGGUUCCCGUACAAGUUCUAAAAAGAAAUAAUGUAUUAAAAUUCACAUUUAAAAAAAAAAAAAAAUCCAGUCAGUGCAUGAGACAUAUUUUUAAGAAGUUGGUGUCUUACUUGGUCAGAAGUGCUGAAUCUGCUAGUAGAGGUGCAUGUCUGUCCUUGCUUUCAGGAAAAUUGCAGCUUUGUUCAUUCACAAAACAAAAGUGAAGUAGCAUUUUAAGCCAUAAACUCCCCAGAGGAGGUGUGAAGUUUUAUUGUUUGAGUAAGGGGGUUUUUUAUUAUUUUUAAAGACUCGGUUACUCCAUUCCUGGCUCAUCCAUGUAUGAGCAGACAUAGGUUGGAUCUGUAGUUCUAAUAUGACUAUACUCUUUAUGUGGCAGUUACAAAAGUAUAUGAGGAUAUGGGGGAAACCCAUAAACUUUCUGUAUCCAACUCCUGAGCUUCUUUAAUGUACCUCUUAUGGGACCACAAAAGAUUAAUGUAGCUGUAGGGCUAAUAUUACCCAUAGGAUUACAGUAGUAAGUUUUGAAGCUUUUUUUUUUUCCUAUGUUGAAGUAAAAAUAUAGCUGAAUGUCGUCCCCCCCCCCUUUUUUUUCUUUUUAGCCAGGUUUAGUGCAGAAUAGCUGUUAAAUAUCCAGUCUAUCAUAAGAUUCUGUAGAGAGUGAUUUAGACUUUGUUCCUUCAGUGUGAGGACUUUGGGGUCGUUGGGCACUAGCCUCUCCAUUGCUCAGAUCUUACAGCUGCCAGUGCCUAUUGCUGUAUUUGUUGCAGUCAGCCAAGUGUACUUGCUGCAGUGGCGUACUGGGUACAGUAUUUUCACAUGCAUGGAUCCUGGAUUUAGUGAUCCUUUCUUAUAAAAGGAUCAUUUAAGAACUACUCUUGAGGUGGAGAAAUACAGAACUAGUUCUUGGAAUCAAAUGAAGUUUAUGCAGGCCAUCUGUAAAAUUAAUUUUAGGCUGACCAAAAUUUUCAAGGUAUCUGAAUUUUCUUUAUAUUUAAAAAUUAAAAAUAAUAAACUGUAGAAAGUUCUGACAUCUUAAAUGUGUCAGUGAUUCUUGUCCCUCAGACCUGUAUAAUUUAUGGCUUAAAAUGCUUUAUGGACUUCAGCAAUACCACAUUAAAACUUGGUCACUCUUGAGCUCCGUUUGGUUAAGACAGGUUUAAGUAUCUUCACUGCCAUCACAAGGUAAGUAUGUUAAAGAAAACUCUUCUUUUUAAGCCAACAAAGAGCAAUAUCUGUAAUUAUUUCAAUAGUAAAAUUCCCAAACCCUUAUUUCCUAGCUACUUUUGUAAAAUGAAAGGCACAAAACAAACGGAGCAAAAUUAAAUUCUGCCUUUUUUUUUUUCUUUAAGAAACAAAUUUCUUUGAAUUGAUAUGUAAGCAAAGUGGGUUUGGUGAAGAAAUAUUUGAUAAUCUUGCAGAAAACACCCUGCAAUUUCUUCUUUAGUGUUUUCUUUUAUAUCUAAUUUCCUUGCUAACUAUGUGUAGGUUGCACAAGAACAGGUUAGUCUUGUAACUGUGCCUCUGACUUUAAAAGUCCAUCUACUAAAUUGUAAAAAUCAGACCUAAUAGAUGCUAUGUUGUUACCUUUUGUUUUUUCCUUUGUGCUUUGUAAUAGAUUGUUGCUGUACUUAACAGAUGGAAGUUUUUAAAUUUAACAAAUGGUAGGCUACAGACAAAGGAAAAUUAUGGUUUCAUUUGGCUUAGAUGAAAUGUAAGACAAAACGAAUCUGUAGACGAGUGUAAAUAAAGCCUGUGAGUCAA
Molecule: messenger RNA, 2804 nt
Organism: Rhea pennata
Lineage: Eukaryota; Metazoa; Chordata; Aves; Rheiformes; Rheidae
Gene: ZRANB2
Product: zinc finger RANBP2-type containing 2
Exons: 10
Coding region: 70-1074 (334 amino acids)
Biological process (GO): RNA processing
Molecular function (GO): RNA binding; lipopolysaccharide binding
Source: RefSeq, a predicted model, not a curated record